Messenger RNA from Sinocyclocheilus anshuiensis, 2923 nucleotides. RefSeq names its product solute carrier family 8 member 4b (gene slc8a4b). The transcript has 8 exons. The record is from RefSeq and is a predicted model, not a curated record. Bases 47 to 2815 code for a protein of 922 amino acids. Gene Ontology annotation, molecular function: calcium:sodium antiporter activity. Gene Ontology annotation, cellular component: postsynapse; sarcolemma; axon. Gene Ontology annotation, biological process: calcium ion import across plasma membrane; cell communication; sodium ion transmembrane transport. Lineage: Eukaryota; Metazoa; Chordata; Actinopteri; Cypriniformes; Cyprinidae.
GUGAAGUUUGAGAACUAUUCCACAAACAGACCGCCCCCACCUUACCAUGACUUUGUCCUUCAGUUCAUCUCGCCUUUUCCCCUUCUCCUUCAUUUCCUUGAUCCUCCCCGUCCUCCUCCUGUCUUUCUCCAUCCCUUCUCAAGCUGACUCCCAAGAUGUAGCCCAGUCUACCUCCAACUGUUCUUAUAAUGUCGUGUGUGCAGAGGGGGUCCUUUUACCAGUGUGGAAUCCCCAGAAUCCCUCAGUUGGUGACAAAGUGGCCCGUGCCAUUGUGUACCUAGUGGCACUAGUCUACAUGUUCUUAGGUAUGUCAAUAAUUGCUGACCGCUUCAUGACUGCCAUCGAAGUUAUAACUUCUCAAGAAAAGGAGAUCACUACAAAGAGACCCAAUGGUGAAACUGUCACCACGACAGUUCGCAUAUGGAAUGAGACUGUCUCCAAUCUGACCCUCAUGGCUCUGGGUUCCUCAGCGCCUGAGAUUUUGCUUUCAGUCAUUGAAGUCUGUGGGCAUAAUUUUGAGGCUGGUAAUCUUGGUCCCAACACCAUCGUGGGAAGUGCCGCCUUCAACAUGUUUGUGAUCAUUAGCAUCUGUGUCUAUGUGGUACCUGAAGGUGAAAGACGGAAGGUCAAACAUCUUCGGGUGUUUUUUGUGACUGCGGCGUGGAGCAUAUUUGCCUACAUCUGGCUCUAUCUUAUCCUCUCUGUGUUCUCACCUGGUGAGGUGGAAGUGUGGGAAGCAGUGCUGACAUUCCUCUUCUUCCCUCUCUGCGUGGUCCAGGCCUGGAUUGCUGAUCGACGAUUGCUCUUUUACAAGUAUGCUCACAAACGGUACCGAACUGAUAAGGGCCGUGGAAUUAUUGUGUCCGAGGGCGGUGAGGAGGUUGGGAAGGAGGUGGGAUUCACAAAGAUGGACAUGCUGGAAAUUGAUGGAAUCACAACACAUCUGGAUGGAAUGUUGGGAGGGGAAAGUGGGCUUGGUGGACGUGAUCAAGAGGAGGGGGCCAGGAGAGAAAUGGCCAAAACUCUGAAAGAACUGAAGCAAAGACAUCCUGACAAAGACAUGGAGCAGCUCAUAGAGAUGGCCAACUAUCAGGUUCUAAUACAGCAGCAGAAGAGCAGAGCUUUCUACCGCAUUCAGGCGACAAGGAUGAUGAUUGGUGCUGGGAACAUCUUGAAGAAACACGCAGCGGAUCAGGCACGUAAAGUGGUCAGCAGUGGGGAACCUCGGGAGCAAGAGGAUGACCCUCUUGUUACAAGAAUAGACUUUGAACCUGCCCUCUACCAGUGCUUGGAGAACUGUGGGUCCUUAAAACUUACUGUGCAAAGGCAUGGAGGAGAUGCUGGGUGUACUAUUAAGGUGGACUACCACACAGAAGAUGGCACAGCCAAUGCCGGUUCUGACUAUGAAUUUGCUGAGGGCACACUCGUCUUCAAACCUGGCGAGAAUAUUAAAGAGAUCACCGUUGGCAUUAUUGAUGAUGACAUCUUUGAGGAAGAUGAAUACUUCUAUGUCCGCCUGAGCAAUCCUCGUAUAGUCGGGUGGGCUGAUGGACAUCCUAUUACUUUGGAGACUGGAGCACCUGCUCCAAGCGCAGCCCUUGGUGAGGCCCACACAGCGACUGUGACAAUCUACGAUGACGACCACGCAGGAAUUUUCACAUUCGAAAGCGAAUCGGUGCGAGUUAGUGAAAGCAUCGGCAUCAUGCAGGUUAAGGUCCUGAGGACAUCAGGAGCACGUGGUCUGGUGGCGGUACCAUACCAUACAGUGGAUGCGACAGCUUGCGGAGGGGAAGACUUUGAGGAAGUGUCUGGAAAACUGGAGUUCCAGAACGACGAGACAGUGAAAACAAUUGAGGUGAAGAUUAUAGAUGAUGAAGAAUAUGAAAAGAACAAGACCUUCAGCAUUGAGUUAGGAGAGCCAGUGCUACUAGAGAUUGGACAGAAACAUGGAGACUCUAAUGAGAAUAAGCCAGAGGAAGAGGAAGUAGCUAAAAUGGGAUGUCCUAGUCUGGGAGAACAUACCAGAUUGGAUGUGGUGAUUGAAGAGUCUUACGAAUUUAAGAGUACAGUGGAUAAGCUCAUUAAGAAGACUAACCUGGCUCUGGUAGUCGGCAGCAGUAGCUGGAGAGAGCAGUUUGUUAGUGCUGUGACUGUGAGUGCAGGUGACGAUGAUGAGGAGGAGAGUGGUGAAGAGCGUCUUCCAUCCUGCUUUGAUUACAUCAUGCACUUCCUCACAGUCUUCUGGAAGGUUCUCUUUGCCUUCGUCCCACCCACAGAGUACUGGAAUGGAUGGGCAUGCUUCAUUGUGUCCAUCUGUCUGAUUGGUGUCUUGACGGCGGUCACGGGCGAUCUUGCCUCCCACUUUGGGUGCACUAUUGGCCUGAAGGAUUCCGUCACCGCCGUGGUCUUUGUUGCCCUGGGGACAUCUAUCCCAGACACUUUUGCCAGUAAGGUCGCUGCCAUCCAAGACCAGUAUGCAGACGCAUCCAUUGGUAACGUGACGGGCAGCAAUGCUGUCAAUGUUUUCCUGGGCAUCGGUGUGGCGUGGACCAUAGCUGCUGUAUACUGGCGUACCAAGGGCAAACCUUUCCACGUUGAUCCAGGUUCUCUGGCCUUCUCUGUCACACUCUUCACUGCUUUGGCUGUGGUGUGUGUCAGCGUGCUGUUGUAUCGCCGGCGCCCCUCAGUGGCUGGAGGAGAGCUUGGCGGUCCACGGACUUGCAAGAUAUUGACGUCCUUAUUUUUCAUCUCCCUCUGGCUGAUCUACAUCCUGUUGGCCUCACUGGAAGCGUACUGCCACAUCACUGGAUUCUGAGGCAGCGAGGCCUCAUAUUCUUUCAGCUUAAAGAGGAAUAUAAAAAAUGGCCAGUGAAGGAGCAUUUGUUUUGUAUUAAUUAGAUAUUUAUAUUUAACUUUUAAAAGG